Molecule: messenger RNA, 633 nt
Organism: Penicillium antarcticum
Lineage: Eukaryota; Fungi; Ascomycota; Eurotiomycetes; Eurotiales; Aspergillaceae
Product: alpha-trehalose phosphate synthase subunit
Exons: 2
Coding region: 1-633 (210 amino acids)
Source: RefSeq, a predicted model, not a curated record
AUGUCGAAUACAUUCUCGAAACCCAAAGAAACACAUGGAGGGCUGGAUGGAAUCUGGCAAGUGAUGUGUAACUAUCGAAACCGAGUGGAAGUCAGUUUCCUUGAACAAAGAGACUCUUCUAUCGUCUUCCACUACGACGGUGCAUUUGAUUACCGAGCCGCAAUUCGCUUUGCCAACGAUCUAGCCUUCCAAGCCAAGGUUUUGCGAGGCAGCGAGUCUUACAAGAUCAUCCACAAAAAUGACGCCGUACACGCCGAGCCCGAUAUGAACAUCUGGAUGGAUCAUGCGGCAGAGUACGUUUUGAACGCAGUUCCGGAAUCUGCUCAUCCAGACUAUGUCUUUGUCGCCGGCGGUGUCUGCGGCCACAAUGCUCUGUUUCGCUGGGCAGAUGGCAAACAGCGCGAAACCAAUCUACCAACUCAGCGCAAGAUCAGUGGGUUCCGGCGCUCGAAGGGUUCUUUUUCGUUUAUCUACACCGUUGGUAUGGGCUUGUAUUCUGAGGAUGCGAAGUACAAGUUGCCUCUCGGAAGAUCACUUUUGAAUAUCUUGGGCUUUUUGGCUCGUGCUCCGGCCCCUUAUACCUUCGCAAUGAGUUUGUAUAUUUGGGGCUUGGUUUGGUUGAGUUAUUCUUAG